Parnassius mnemosyne (clouded apollo) is the source of this 996-nucleotide messenger RNA. The record is from the annotation of a GenBank genome assembly. NCBI's taxonomy places the organism in Eukaryota, Metazoa, Arthropoda, Insecta, Lepidoptera, Papilionidae.
AUGGCGAGCACCAGGGAGGGAAGUGCCGAGCCGGCGAGCUUGGAGUAUAUGGAGGAUCCCUAUUUUGUGCCGCCGGAUGAUGAUUCGACCCCAAGUUUCGAUGUGGCCGUUGAUGAACUUGACGAGUUAGAGGAGCUGGCUAGCUGGCCGCGCGACUCCGAGGCCGAGGCCGACUGGCGUGCACUGCCUGACCUUGCAGACUCCGCUCUGUGCAUCGAGACCGAAUUCUAUAUGGACAAUCGUCGUCGUAGACUUCGAAUAUUUAGGAAAAAAAUACGUGAAGUACGUGUCACUUUUCAAGACCUCUCCAAACCGUAUCUCGCCAAAGUUUCCAGUCAUACGAACUACAAAAGGUUCCUAGGCAUUACGCCUGGAGCGGAAGAAGCGAUGGCGAACGCGGGCGGUGGCGAUACUCACACGCCCGAUGAGCUGGCGGGGUUGACACCCGAGCAGGCCGAGCAACUGCGUGCCGAGUGGAGCCGCGAGCUGGCGCGCGUCGAGGACGAGAUCGCCACUUUGCGCACUGUCUUACAGAGCAAGAUUCGUCAGAGCUCGGACCUAAAAAGGAAGCUUGGCAUAACAGUUUGGAAAGAAAUCACCGAGGACGUUAAUCAGGGUUUGAAAAACGUUAAGGAGAGCCAAGUCUAUCAAACGAUAGAAACACGCGUCGCUGCGCUAACACAGGCUGUGACAGAAGCACCCAUAUACCAAAAAACUGAAUCUGUGAUAAAAUCGACGGCGGAGAAGACGACCUCCAUCCUGGGGGGCAUCACGGCGGGCGUGUCCACCCGGCUUGGCCAGAUGCGCAAUUCGGAUUCAUUUCGCUCUAUAGAAGAGCGCGUCGGCACUGCUUACGAGAACGUUAAAGGUAAAGUGGCGUCGCGCUCGAACUCGACGCAGAGCUUCGACGAGGCGCUGCGCGACGCGAGCCGCGCGACCAGCGGCGCGGCGUCGCCCAGCGCGCCCACCGUGCCAGAGCACAAGGCGCUGCCCUAG